Molecule: messenger RNA, 5848 nt
Organism: Drosophila grimshawi
Lineage: Eukaryota; Metazoa; Arthropoda; Insecta; Diptera; Drosophilidae
Gene: Ih
Exons: 15
Coding region: 377-4444 (1355 amino acids)
Biological process (GO): transmembrane transport; potassium ion transport
Cellular component (GO): membrane
Molecular function (GO): voltage-gated potassium channel activity
Source: RefSeq, a predicted model, not a curated record
AAACAAACAAACAAACAACAUAUGCACUGAAAAAAUACUACAAGAACAAUAUAUGAUGAUAAGGCCCAGAAUUGCGACAGGCGUUACGGGGUGUACUCUAUGGCAAUAACAACAACAGCAUAAAGGAGCAGCUGAGCAGCAGUGGUAUACCAGUGUGUGUGUGUGUGUGUGUGCGUGUGUGUGUCAACUGUGUGUGUGUGUGUGUGGAAGAAGGAGAAAGUUUCAUUUGUGGAGUGGAGAGCAGCGUGCAACGUGCGAGGAGAACGAAGGAAGGACGAAGGACAUCAGACGUCGGACGACCAAAAAUCAAAUUUCAACUUUUCCAUGUGGAACUUCUGCUCGUUGGUGUUGGUGGUGAUUGUUGUUGUUACAAAAAAUGCACGUUAAACACACACAGCGCCGAGUCAGCGGUCCUGGAGCAUUCGGAACAUUUACCAACGAUCAACGCGCCAGUCGAGACAACUUGUAUCCAGACGAUCAGCACCAGCGUCACUCGCACUCCCAUCAGCACUUGGUGCGGCAGUCUCUGAACAGCCUUAGUUACGCCCAGCCCGGAUCGAGUUCCGCAACACCUGCGUCCGGGCCAACUGGCCCGAUACCCGUACACUCACAUUCAUCGGCAUCGGCCUCUGUGCGCAACAGUCCGAGUCCGAGCAGCGGCAGCGUUGGAGUCAUCGCACUUGGUGCCGUUCGCAGUCGACGUGGCGAGGCGGCGGAUCGUGAAAGAGAUCGAGAUCGAGAUCGGGAUCGAGAACGGGACGGUGACGGCGACAGCGUAUCGCUGCUGAGAUCGGGUCUGGAUGAGCAGCGUUCGCAGCGACAGCGCAGCAGCAGCACUCGUCUAUCCAGCGGCAUCUCCAAGCAAAACUCCUGCGACAGUCGGAGCAGUGGCCUACGCAUCCUCGAUCCGGCGCCCUCGCACAGCUACAGUCACAGUCACAGUCCCGUUAGCUGCGGCACCGAGCAGAGCGUGAGCAGCACUGGCGGCCAGUCGGCCCUCUACGAUGCCUGUCACGAAUACACGCGCAGCUUGAGUGCAGCUCCGACAACGGAACCCACUGGCGGAGCAGCUGCAUUAAGUGGACCAGCAGCAGCAGGAGCAGCAGCAGGAGCAGGUGGAUUAGGCGGAGCUGGGCUACUGAAAAGCCACUACAGCGAUCAACAGCUAUCGGAGCCGCACUUUACCAAUCUCAAUCUCAAUCUCAAUUUGAGCAGCGAUUACGAUACGGGCAGCGAUAAGCAGCAGCUGGUGAAUCAGACGUACAUCUUCAAGUGCAUCGCGAACAGUCCAUCGUUUUUGCGCACCAACAAGAUCAAGGAGCAGUCGAAGAAGCUGCGAAAUCUGUCCCUGAAAACGCGCACGGCCAAAAAGAAGGGUCAAAUAAUAUCGAAAUCGAACGCCGUAUCGGAUAAUUCACUGCAUCCGGGCGAUAAGUAUCUCAAUUUGUAUCUGGUGGAGAAGAAGCAUUCGCUGCAAUCACAAAUUGCGCCCACAUCGAACACAUCCGUUGCAGCCAGUUGCUCGACGUCGUCGUCAACAGCGCGUCAGCAACAGUUGCCGGCAUUGUCGGCGGUUGCCGCACGGCAACAGCAGCUGCUGCUUAACGGUUCGCUGAAGAGCAGCAGUAGCAGUGAUAAUCGACAGACGAAGACAUUGCCCGCUUAUCAGGAGUAUCGUUGUGGGAGCAGCAGCAGCAACACCAUACCCACAACGGGCAAGAGUCCGCCGGUGCCGCACUCGCUGGCGGCGAAAAUAAGCGGCAAGAACUGUAACAAUCUGCUGCAAAACGCCGGCGGCAAUCAGCUCAGCCUGAGCAGUAACUCAUGCCACAAGCUACAUGCGCACAGUCAAUACGCCCAGCAGCAGCAGCAACAGCAUCUGGCCUCAUCGCCCAAGAGCUCCGUGUCGAGCAACGGCCAUUUGAACAAAUACUGUUUAACGGAUCUGACGCGACGCAAGGCGGAAUUCAAUCGGCAGCUGAGCGCUCCGACAGAUUAUACGCGCCACUCGUCGAGCAACGGAUCACAGCAGGAGGGCUCCGAGCCGGCCAAUGAGACGGGUGUGGGUGUGGGUGAGUCCACCAUAACAGUUGCCAGCGCUGGCGUUCUCGGACACCGGACACCACAAUACGGCCACGGCCACGGACCCGGUCAGGCAUCAACGGCGCCGGCCACCCUCAAAUCGCUGCAACUCCACAAUUUUGGUGUGCACCAUCCGACGCCGAGGCCCACGUCCACAUCGUGCACCAAUAGCUUCAAUCGGCGCCACAUACGCAGACACAAGAGCAAACUAAGCGAACGCCUGCUGAACGGCGAUAGUGAAGAAUCAGUACGCUGCUCAUACUGCUCCGUAUUGAAUGUGAAUGAGAACGACUUGCGCAUUUCAUUUGAGAACACCUGCACCGACUCGCUGGUCACCGCUUUCGAUGAUGAGGCACUGCUGAUAUGCGACCAAGGAACCGAAAUGGCAAGAACAAAGGUACACUUUGAUGAUGUGUCGUUGUACGGCACUCCGAAAGAGGAGCCAAUGCCCAACAUACCAAUAGUCUCGGAAAAAGUCUCGGCGAAUUUCCUAAAAAGUCAAUUGCAAUCAUGGUUCCAGCCGACAGACAAUCGUCUGGCCAUGAAAUUAUUUGGCAGCCGGAAGGCUUUGGUCAAAGAACGCAUACGUCAGAAAACUUCCGGGCAUUGGGUUAUACACCCGUGCAGUUCAUUCAGGUUUUACUGGGACCUUUGCAUGCUUUUAUUAUUAGUAGCAAAUCUUAUUAUCCUGCCAGUCGCAAUAUCAUUCUUCAACGAUGAUCUAAGCACACGAUGGAUUGCCUUCAACUGCCUAAGUGAUACUAUUUUUUUAAUAGAUAUUGUAGUCAAUUUUAGAACAGGAAUUAUGCAACAAGACAACGCUGAACAAGUAAUAUUGGAUCCAAAGCUUAUAGCUAAACACUAUUUAAGAACCUGGUUUUUUCUCGAUUUGAUUUCGUCGAUACCAUUAGAUUAUAUAUUUUUAAUUUUCAAUCAAAUUAUGAAAUUGCAGGAUUUCUCUGAUUCUUUUCAAAUAUUGCAUGCCGGACGCGCCCUGCGCAUCCUUCGUCUAGCUAAAUUACUAUCCUUAGUUCGCCUGCUGCGCCUGUCCCGCCUCGUGCGCUACGUAUCGCAAUGGGAGGAGGUCUAUAUUCUGCAGAAUCUACAGAAAAAAAGUGCUGAUCGCAGAGGGAGAAUGAACAGAAAAGACAAAGAUGGCUUGACAAAAAGCAACCUAAUUCUCAAGUUCCUCAAUAUGGCCUCGGUGUUCAUGAGGAUCUUCAAUUUAAUUUGCAUGAUGCUCUUGAUCGGACACUGGAGCGGUUGUCUGCAGUUCUUAGUGCCAAUGUUACAGGGUUUUCCAUCUAAUUCCUGGGUAUCCAUCAAUGAGUUACAGGAAUCAUAUUGGCUGGAGCAGUACUCAUGGGCAUUGUUUAAGGCCAUGUCGCAUAUGCUGUGCAUAGGAUACGGCAGAUUUCCUCCACAAUCACUGACGGACAUGUGGCUGACGAUGCUGUCGAUGAUAUCGGGGGCCACCUGUUAUGCAUUGUUCCUCGGUCAUGCGACCAAUCUAAUACAGAGCUUGGACUCCAGCCGGCGGCAGUAUCGCGAGAAGGUCAAACAGGUCGAGGAGUAUAUGGCCUAUCGCAAAUUGCCGCGCGAUAUGCGUCAGCGCAUAACGGAAUAUUUCGAACAUCGGUACCAGGGUAAAUUCUUCGAUGAAGAGCUGAUACUUGGCGAGUUGAGCGAGAAAUUGCGCGAGGAUGUCAUCAACUAUAAUUGCAGAUCCCUCGUGGCGUCAGUGCCUUUUUUUGCUAAUGCCGAUUCGAAUUUCGUUUCCGACGUAGUUACCAAACUGAAAUAUGAAGUUUUCCAACCAGGUGAUAUUAUCAUAAAGGAGGGCACGAUCGGUACAAAGAUGUACUUCAUACAGGAGGGCGUUGUAGACAUUGUGAUGGCCAACGGCGAGGUUGCCACCUCACUCUCGGAUGGAUCCUACUUUGGUGAGAUCUGUUUGCUGACCAAUGCGCGUCGUGUGGCAAGUGUGCGAGCCGAAACCUAUUGCAAUCUAUUCUCGUUGAGCGUGGAUCAUUUCAAUUGCGUUCUGGACCAGUAUCCGCUGAUGCGCAAGACCAUGGAAACUGUGGCUGCCGAGCGGUUAAACAAGAUUGGCAAGAAUCCAAAUAUAAUGCAACAAAAGGAUGAGCAGCUAAGCAAUCCAGAAUCGAAUCAAAUAACGGCGGUGGUCAAUGCACUGGCCGCCGAGGCCGAAGAGUGCAAAGAUGAUUAUAGUGACAUGGAUCUCAAGGAGAAUUUACUGCAUGGGUCGGGGUCGAGCAUUGCUGAGCAAACGAUACGAGAGGGCCUCCCACGGCCCAGAAGCGGCGAGUUUCGGGCUCUAUUCGAGGGGAACACCCCAUGACACUGAGGCACAUUCAACAGCCCAUCCGGCGUACAUCGGGCAACCAUCUGAGUAGCGGUUUGCAACCCAAAAACAACAAACAACAGCAGCAACAGCAACAACAACAGCAACAGCAACAAAAAUAGUUAUACAUUACAGCAGCAACGCAGACACAGACACAACCAGACAUCUACACACAACACACACACAAACACAAACACAUGCGUAUAUAAUAAUUAGAAGAACCUUAACAAAAAAAAGUACACUCAAAAUUAUGAAUCAAUUUACGGUAGUCUACAUAUAUAUGCAAUUGCGAUUUAGUAGAAAAUGACAACAAACAAAACAAAACGAUGAAAAAAAAAUGAGAUAGAAAACGUAUUACACAACAAUGUCCUCAAUAAUUAUUCAUAAUUUCAGCUCCGCUAACUGUGAUGAACUUUAAUAUAAGAAUCAAAAAACAAAACAAAACAAAAAAAAAAAAAAAAAAAAAAAAAAAAUUAAAAACGAAAAAAAAAUGAGUACAUAAAAAGUAACUUAUACGAUAAAGAAAAAAAAAUCAGCAGCCAGUUAAAGCAUUCACACAGAGAAAUCACACGGCCAUAGAGGAAACACUUACACACACAGUUACAUACAUGAUAUAUACACUGAAAAAAACCAGACAGACAUACUACCUACAUACAUACAUACAUAUAUAAGUAGUAAAUCUACAUAUAAGUUUUAUGCCCACGAUAUUGUAACGAUAACGAAGUGAAUAGACUUUUGAAUUGCUACAUAGGUGUUAGUCCUAUGGACCUACUACUAAUACUAAAAAGAAAAACAAAACAGACCGAUUCGAUACACACAGAUACACAAACAAACACAAACACACAAACACACACACCUGUAGUUACAACAUACACUUGCAUAACCUUAUGAUAUAAUAAAAAGCCGUUACGUUAUGCAUUCAAAAAAGAAAGAAAAAAAACAAGAAAAAAAAAACAAAGAAAAACAUAUUAAAGCGCGUAGCUAUUAUGUACUCAAGAGCAACCAAGAAAGAAACCAAGAAUUAUGUAUUAUUGCGGUUAUAUAUAGCAUAUUUAAAUACGCAGUGCAACAUGGAAAACAACACUCAGCAUACGAGUUUACACGACAACAACAAAAAUACAACAAUAUUAUUAAAAACAAAAAAAAAAAAUACAAAAAAACAAACAAACAAUUAAAUUAAACAAAAUGCAUUAGUAGUUGAACUAUUAGUUUUUCACUCACUGAAAACAAAAAAAGAAAAGAAAAGAAAUACACACACAAUACAAUGUAGUAAAAAAAGCAGCCUCAAGAGUAAGAAAAACCUCAGUGUGCCGUCGUUUCAACGGUUAACAGCAGUAGUAACAAAAAAAAAAACAAAUAAUGAAAAAUACAAAAAAAAAAACAAUAAGAAACAUAUACACA